AUGAUACUUACAAAGUUAUUGAGCAAACAAUGGUUUGGAAUAUCUGUUCUCUUGAAUCAACUUAAUCCAGAUAAGAUACAGUCGUUUGAUAUGAAAAGUAAAACGGUUAUGAGAAAUUUAAUUAUCCGAGAAUUGGAAGUAAUCAGCCAUAUACAUCAUCCAAAUAUCAUCAAUCUAUUGUCUAUAGUAUACAAUAUUCCUCAAGAAUCACGUGACCGAUCAAUAAAUCCUGAUAAUUUGGCUUUGGUAUAUGAACGUCCCUCCAUGGGUACUAUGUAUGAGUAUAUUCAAGAGAAUAAAAAUACUUUGUCCACAUUAUCAGCUCUUAUUAUUUCAUGUCAAAUAUCUGAAGCUUUAAUAUUUCUACAUUCAUCUGGUAUUGUACAUUGUGGUGUUACACCGCAUGCCAUAUAUUUUUAUGCAGAGGAUCGAGUGAAAUUAGGCAAUUUUGAAUAUAGUCAGUUUAUUGAAAUCUUUGAGAAUCAAAGAAAUGAAGAUAGAUAUCAUUCAAAUGGCUCAUCAAUUCGUAAAUCAAAGUCUUAUUAUCACCAUGAUCAGCAUAAUUAUACAUUUUUCAAAGACAACCAUCAUCAACAUCAGUUACCUUCAAUAUAUAAUCUACUUCUUGGAAUUUAUUAUUUACCAGCUAAUUAUUUAACUGAUUGGUUACCAAUUGAAUUAUAUAAUUCAUCUAAUCAAUUAUUUCAUUAUGAUCAUUUUACUGAUAUUUUACAAUCUGUAUCAUUAGAUGAAAUUAAUCAAAUUAUUAGACCUUGUACAACUAGUGAUGUAUAUUCAUUAGCUAAAUUAAUUCAAUUUAUGCUACCUUCAAUUAAACAAAUCACAGAGAAUACUGAUAUUUAUUCAUUUAAUACACCUAAUAAUUUAUUUGCAUUGAUUUAUUCAGCAUUAAAGAUCAAAUCAGAUGAACGUAUAUCAAUGAGACAAUUCAACAGACUAUUGAUACAUUUAUAUUGGGUUGAACGUGAUCGUGAAAAGACAUUUCAUGUUUCAUUUAACAACAUGCCUCCAUGUUCAUUACGACUUUGUAAUCAUAAAUGGAAACCCCAUCAUUGUGAACCAAUUCAUCAAUUUUACAAUAUAAGUCAUGAAGAAUAUCCAUUUUUAGGCAAAAGUAUUUCUCCUAUUCAUUGUCAGACAAUGGGAGAUAUUACUGACAGCGAAAAAAACAGUAUCAAUUCUAAAACGAAAUUUUUCGGCUGUCUGUCAUCUAAUAACUCAGAUAGCCCUGAAAUUGUCUCUGACUCCAUUCAGUCGAUAAAUCGAAAUGCUUCUCAAUUAUCUACUACAGAUAGAAAAAAACCUAUAUUUCAACCAGUUCUGAAGAGUUGUAAUCAAUUAAAUAAGGGACAAUAUACUAAAAAGAAGAAACAAUCAUGGUAUAAAAUAUUUUCAUAUAAAAAACAAAUCAUUUCAACAAAACAAUCUCAUCACAGAGAACACAUGAUUGGAGCCUCUUUGAAGAAAAGAUUAUUAAAUAUAAAUGAUAAACAUAAGUCAUCAGUUACUUCAUAUUCAAGUGAUUACCGUACAGAUGUUCUACACAAAUGUUCACAAUCAAUCGACAAUUCAAAAGACAAUGAAAAAGUCCCUGCAAGAUUUCAUCCUUCUUUUACAGACUGGCUUAAGCAUCGAAAAUGCAAAUUGUCAAUCGAUAAUAAUCUAUCACCAGAUGUGAAUAUCAAAUUUCACUGUCAAACUGGUUCAACUCCAGUAUCUAAAAUUGACGAACAACUGAAUAAAACAUCUAAUCUUUCAGAAAAUAAUCUAAAUCAUAAAGUUCCUAAUUUAUUUACACGCUAUCGAUUAACAAAAUCUGAUUAUGUUCAUUUAGCUGCUGUACCUUUAUUACCCGAGGGUGUUGAAGUAAAUUCUAACUUGAUUUCACGAAAAGAUUUAUUAUCUUAUCAAACACCACUAUCUUAUUCUUCAUUUAAUAGUCCCAGAAUUCCUUUAACCUCUUUAUCAAAUAACUCAAAUUCAAUGAUUAAUUCUCAAGAGAUUUCUGUAAGUAAUUUAUCAGAAAAAAUUCUCAAUAUCUUCAGUCCUCGUUUAAACAAGUCGUCAAAUUUCAAAUCCGAUGUUAUUACACCAAUGAAACCAGCUUCUCAUCUCACACAAUUAUUAUCUAGUUCUAUUGACAACCCAAAUGUUUCUGGCAGAAUUGAUUUGAUACGUACAUCUAGUUUACUCGCUCGUAGGCAACAAUACAUAACACGAAUGAAAACUCAAAAAGAUUUAAAUUUAUCUUUACCAGUCCAUGAUUUGACAAGUUCCAAGUAUCAACAAAAUCAAUUCUCCAAGAUAUCGUAUAAUCAAUCUAUUUUGAAAAAUCAACGAGUGAAUAGCUUGCCUAUUGUAAAUAACUAUCCAAUACAUUCUGACAAUCAUAAUAGAACAAUACAACUAUCAUUUCGAUCUGAAAAAAAUACAAAGUCAUUAGAUCAUUCUAACUUUCCAAUGAAUUCUUAUAAAAAUGGAGAACCGUUAAGAGGUUCAAAUAAAAAUUGUGUUGAUAAUUCGUCUUUUAUUUUAGUUCAAAAUAAUGAAAAACAUCAAUCAGUUCAUAAAUCUAAUUCUUUACUACAAGGAACAAUCGUUUCAGGAUAUUCUCAAUCAAAAUGUAUUGAUAAUGUAGAAAUGAGACAAGCCUUACUUUCUCAAAGUUAUGAAAAUCCUCAUUUAAUGGAACAUGAACCAAAACUUGAAAAUAUUUUGCCAAUCUCUAAACAAUCCAUUGGUAUACAAUGUUCUGUUGAAGAAUUGCACUGUGAUGCAAGUGUACAAACUGAGAUACAUAAUCUACAAAAUUUAGAUUUCAGAAUUUCAGAGUCCGAUAGAAUUAUGGAGAAUCAACAAUCAUUGUCUAAUUAUAACACUGUUUUAUUAAAUCCUGAAAUGGAGCAAACACUGCCAGAUGAUUUUUUCAGUUUGCCACGUCCAUUUUCUUCUGUCAGUUUACAUAUUGAAAAUUCAUUUAAAACUUUAUCACCUACUACAUUAACUAAACAAAUAUCUACUUCAAUGAUAGAAAUGAAUGAUUUUAAUCAAUUUAAAAAAUCAAUAAAUCAAAAACUUUAUAAAUCAAUAAGUGAUCCAUUUAUUCCUAAUAAUUUUAUUAAUCAUCAUUUGAUAAAUAAUAGUAGUAUAUCUUCUUAUAAAAUAUAUCAUUUAAAACAAUUACCGAAAUUAUCAUUGAUUAUUGAUAAUUCUAAUAGAAAUUCAUUAUAUAAAAUGAAAUCAGAUGAUGAAUAUUAUAAUUUUAUUAAUAUACCAUUAAUAAGUACUAUACCAAGUGAUAAUUUAUCAUACAAUUCAUCGAAUCAAUAUUAUAAUAAAUCAAUAAUCAAUAAUAAUAAUAAUAAUAGUAAUAAUAAUAAUAAAUACUCGAAUCAUUUAUCAUUAAUCAAUAAAGUUUCAUUACAUAAUUCAAAAAGAAAACCUUUCACUGAAAUUCAAUUCAUUAAUCAUUAA
Messenger RNA from Schistosoma spindalis, 3495 nucleotides. The record is from the annotation of a GenBank genome assembly. NCBI's taxonomy places the organism in Eukaryota, Metazoa, Platyhelminthes, Trematoda, Strigeidida, Schistosomatidae.